CGGGACACUCGGGGCGGAUACAAAAUUUGAACUACAGUUCCCAAGCCGUAGUACUUUUUUUUUUUUUCCUUGAGUUAGCGCAUUAACCUCCCGCGCAUGAGCCCUUCAAGUUUCCGGGGACAAGGUCGGCGUACUUCCUGUAGCAGGCGACAGGCUCAUGGCUUUCCUCCUUCGAGCUGUGCCAAGGCUGCAGGGGCCCGCUGCAUGGAGGAGGCCUCUACAGCAACUGUGGUGCCGUGCUGGGCAGGGGGAUUCCAUAAGGUGGGUGGGGAGCAGGUCUCCCCCCUCACAGGAGAAGCCACCAGGCACAGAGACUGAAAAAUUCCACACAAUCUACCGCUUCAAUGCCAUCAGAGCACUUGGGUUCCUGUCUCGGCUGAAGUUGGCACAGACAGCUGUGACUGUGGUGGCCCUGCCCCCAGGCUUCUACUGCUACUCACAAGGCCUCAUGACCCUCAGCUCACUGGGCCUUAUGAGUGGGAUUGCCAGCUUUGCCCUGGUCAUGCUGUGCUGGAUGAGCCACUUCUUCCGGAGACUGGUAGGCAUCCUCUAUGUGAAUGAGUCAGGUACCUUGCUUCGAGUGGCCCACCUGACCUUCUGGGGCUGGCGACAGGACACAUACUGUGCCGUGUCAGACAUGAUACCCCUGUCAGAAUCCGAGGAACGGGUCCAGGAUGUGUUCGUGCGUAUCCAGCAGUACAGUGGCAAGCAGACCUUCUACCUCACCCUACGCUAUGGCCGAAUCCUGGACAGGGAUCGUUUCUCACAAGUAUUCGGAACCCUGGCCACACUCAAGAACAGCAAGUAGGCCGUUGUAGCCCUGGUCAAGAACAUGGAUGAGACAAAAGCUAAUACCAGGGACUGGGCUGAUGCUCACUUUGUAGACUGCUUGCCUAGCAUGUAGGACUUCACAUCCUGGGUUCAGUCCCUAGUACUGCAUAGAACCAGCCAUGACUGUGCCUGCCUGUACUCAAUACUGGUGACAUAGGCAGGUGGAGAAGUUCAAGGUUGCCUUGGGCCAAAAAGGAAGGCAUUAACCAGCUUUAGGAAAAAGCCCUUAGUGGAACAUUAUACUAUAUAGGACAUCCUGUCAGAUAGUGGCCAGAAGUCUCUAUGAAGAGGCAGUUCCUAGAGGAGCACUAUGCCAAGAUCGCCGAGGCAGCCCGCUGCUGUGAAGCUGCAAGGUGGGAGGGUUGGCAGAGGAGCAUAGGAUGUGGAGCCUGGGGACUUGGGUUCUGCUGAGCCUUAGUUCCUUGACCUGGGACAGGGUAUUGAGUUCCUGAACCUUGAAUUGCACUCUGAGAUGGAAGACCCUUCCUCUCAUGAGGACGGAUAUGAAAAUAAUAAUGGCUGUGGCUGUGGCUUUGUGACAGAGCUCUUGCCUAGCAUGUGUAAAGUCCUAAGUUCCAUACCAGCACCAUGAACAGGCAAAACCAGUGUGUAAGGUAAGCAGCCAGAAGUUACAACGUAGAGCAAGGCUUCCAGGCUGCCACUGGGGUCCAUCACUGGUCCUCAGGCUCACCAGCUGAAUGGCCACAGCUAAAGCCCAGAGUGGACUUGUUUCUCCCGUCAGGAAGUCACUGUACACCAACUGAGGUAGGAGCAGCAUCCCCUGAGACUACGUGAUCACCAGGAGAUCUGGGGUGCUCACACUCAGCUUUGCAGGGUCAUUGGGGCAGAGGGACUCUGUCCAGGCAAUAAUUCUUCAUCUGAGGGACACUGUGUGCUGCUUUUCACAAUGAAUAACAAGCACAUGCUUAUUAGGUGAUUGUACCUGGAUUAAAGGAAAGCAGCCCUGGUCUUUGUAAUUUGUCCAUCAGAAUGCUUUGUUUUGUAACUGUUUAAUAAUUUCCUUCCCUUAAGAAAUUUUCUUUUGGGGUGGAGAGAUGGCUCAGAGGUUGAGAACACUGAUUGCUCUUUCAGAGGUCCUGAGUUCAAUUCCCAGCAACCACAUGGUGGCUCACAACCAUCUGUAAUGGGAUCUGGUAUGCUCUUCUGACAUGCAGAAAUAUAUGCAGAACACUGUGUAUAUAAUAAAUCUUUAAAAAGAA
This is a messenger RNA of Rattus norvegicus (Norway rat), 2051 nucleotides long. It is a transcript of the gene Tmem186, whose product is annotated as transmembrane protein 186. The coding region runs from base 158 to 808 and encodes 216 amino acids. Lineage: Eukaryota; Metazoa; Chordata; Mammalia; Rodentia; Muridae. Gene Ontology annotation, cellular component: mitochondrial inner membrane. The transcript has 2 exons. The record is from RefSeq and is marked provisional.